Molecule: messenger RNA, 1060 nt
Organism: Candidula unifasciata
Lineage: Eukaryota; Metazoa; Mollusca; Gastropoda; Stylommatophora; Geomitridae
Source: the annotation of a GenBank genome assembly
AGGACUAAGACACAGCCCAGGACCAGGGAAACUGAGAGCAAGCUCCGUAGAUACAGUAGUUCCAUCCUAUCUAACAGGCCAGUGGCCCAAAGAUAUCACUGGUUUUCACCAUAAGUCAGAUGGGGUUUUCAUGUGCGACAAAUCUACCCAAACCGCUGAGAUGGAAUGUAAGAGUGAGAAAAAGAAAAAGGGACACAGGAGGUCUGCUUCAUUUGGCCAGGGGGAUCAAAUGAAAUUACAGUUCAUAAAGCAACACUUGCAAAAGUCAAAGGAAGGCAGCAAAUAUGGUGAUGGAAAACAACGUUCGAGUCCAAUCCCAGCAAACCAUUCUGCCUUAUCCAUGACUGCACCACCAGCUUUAUGUGUGCAGCAAACAAAAGCCAUCCAUCUUUCAGCCUUUCACAGUCCAAGACAGAACAUGAACAGAUAUCAAAGAAAUAGUGUGGAAGGUCUCAAUACAGAGAUUGAAAAACUAGUUUCCAGUUUCCCUAUGUUCAGUUUAUCUGCCCCUGAUGAUGAUGGUGAUGUUUUCAAAGAGAUUCCAGAUGGACACAGAGCACCACCACCAGAGGUGAUUCCACUAAACAACAUGCGCAGUGUUAAUACCCAGACUCCGAGUCAUAUGGAUCAUAAUUUAUCCACCUCUUCAUUAAUGGUAGCAGUCCGGUGUCCAUCCACCAGUCCGUCAGUAACUCCCAGGUCAGGAAGUGUGGACAUUCAUUUAACACCCAGAAGUAGAUCUGACUCUGCUGACAGUAAAUCUAGCAAAGGAGAUAUUGAGACUUCUCCUGAACCAUCUCUCUACCUGUCAAGUCCAAAGCUGGAUAAAUCUUGCCCAUUUGUGCGUGAGCCACCAGAUGGUUGUGAAAAAGUCACAGUUGUUGAGGAUUCAAAGCGACCACAAAUCAAAGAACCAAUGCUGUUUGCUGUGAAACCCAACCAGUUUGUUUUUAAGCCAAGCCAAGGCUCUGCCUUUUGCCCACUCACAAAAAGAUAUGAAUUCUCACUAGGCUGUAAUGUUCCGGGAUCACCAGCCCUGUCGACCGCCAUUGAUGACUAA